AUGGUGUCCAAGACUAGGCGACAGCGGCAGCGGCGGAAGGCGGUACUUGAGGCGAACAAUGGGGUUCUUCCACCGGUGGUACCGGCGGUUCCCAAGUCGGUACAUCUCAAGAACACACGGCCCAAAAUGAAGAGCAAAAUGAAGAUACGCCUCGGCCACGAAAGCCUUGUUGACAUUUAUGAGGGAUUCGAGGAUCGCAAAGGUGUUUUGUGGCACUGCCCAAAGUGUCAAAAGGAAUGCCGUGUGGUUGGAUUCUGCGUAGACUGUGCCACAGGCACAAAGUCAAGGACACACACAGGGGUGCUAAUGGCUCGCCACAAGACUGGAAAGAAGGUGGCGGUAACGUUGGCGGUUAAGAAAACAAAGAAGCUCAAGCUUAAGAAAAAGAAGUGA
This is a messenger RNA of Trypanosoma rangeli, 393 nucleotides long. RefSeq lists its product as uncharacterized. The record is from RefSeq and is a predicted model, not a curated record. Bases 1 to 393 code for a protein of 130 amino acids. The transcript has a single exon. Lineage: Eukaryota; Euglenozoa; Kinetoplastea; Trypanosomatida; Trypanosomatidae.